This is a messenger RNA of Pediculus humanus corporis (human body louse), 5679 nucleotides long. Its product is annotated as transcription initiation factor TFIID subunit, putative. Bases 1 to 5679 code for a protein of 1892 amino acids. The record is from RefSeq and is a predicted model, not a curated record. Gene Ontology annotation, molecular function: histone acetyltransferase activity; RNA polymerase II general transcription initiation factor activity; RNA polymerase II general transcription initiation factor binding. Gene Ontology annotation, cellular component: transcription factor TFIID complex. The transcript is spliced from 30 exons. Gene Ontology annotation, biological process: RNA polymerase II preinitiation complex assembly; transcription by RNA polymerase II. NCBI's taxonomy places the organism in Eukaryota, Metazoa, Arthropoda, Insecta, Psocodea, Pediculidae.
AUGGACAACAACAUAUCAAGUCCUCUUUCCUUGGCUGGAUUUCUAUUUGGCAACAUAGAUGAAUCUGGACAGUUAGAUACUGAUCUGUUUGAUAAUGAGGCAAAAAAAUAUUUGAAUGCACUUACCAGGCUGGGUUUUGACUCUUUGGUCGAUGAAAUUAUAGGUGAUGAAAAAAUUAUUAUUGAAAAUAACGGUAAUAGAAAGUCUUCAUUAAGUGAAAGUGAUUCAGAUGAAUUUGCUGAUUCUCAAAUCAAGAGCUUAACUGGUGAUGACAGUUCAGAAUCUCUAUGUUCAAAAGCUCCUACAGCUAUAGAUUAUGGAGACAUUGAUGAACUAGCAGAAGAUUGCCAAAGUGAUGUAAAAUCAGAAUCAGAUGUUCAAAAAGAAGCUGAAGAUAAUACAGAUUAUGAUGCUGAUGAUGAAGAAGUUGUGGCUGCCAGUCUUAUGCCUCCACCUCCUGAACCCAAGGAAGAAAAAGAAAUUAAAACCGAGCCAAAAGUUCGUAGAAGAAUGGAUACACCUUUGGCUGCUAUGUUGCCUUCAAAAUAUGUCAAUGUUGAUGUUACUGAUCUCUUUCCAGAUUUUCGAUAUGAUAAGGUUCUUAGAUUUUCAAGAUUAUUCGGACCAGGGAAACCCAGCAGUUUACCUCAAAUAUGGAGAAGUGUGAGAAAAAGAAGAAAAAGAAAAAAAUUGCAGGAAAGAACAUCUGAUUCUGGUUCUGACCAAGAAAAUAUAAAAGAGGUCCCAAGAGGAUGGUUUUUAAAUUUUGCUCCUGAACCUACUAAAGAAAUGUGCCUGUCUGAUAAUGAGGACAAGCUAUUAAGUCAGGUAGAGGAUAAAUCAGUAUCAGCAAAAACGGAACAAAAGGAUGUAAAUGAUGCAGGACCAAGAGUGGCUGAUUGGAGAUUCGGUCCAGCUCAAGUAUGGUAUGAUAUGUUACAAGUUAAUGAAACAGGAGAAGGUUUUAACUAUGGUUUUAAAUUAAAAGACAAGUCAGCAGAAAACAACUACGAAGAAGUUGUCAAAGAAGUAUUUCCUGAUGAUGCAUUUUUAUUAGUAUCACAAUUACAUUGGGAAGAUGAUGUCGUAUGGAAUGGGGAAGACAUAAAACAUAAAGUGAUGCAAAAGUUAAAUUGUAAAACUAAUGCAGCGGGAUGGGUUCCAAGUAGUAGUAAUAGAACUGCACAAGCGUUUAGCCAACCGGGGAAAGGAAUUACCAACAUUCCUCCUAGUGGUAUUAGAGCCACGGCUCCUUCCGGUACUCAGUCAACUACUUCAAUAAAUAAACAGACGUCUAAAACACCAGUACUUUUGAAUAGAAGUCAAACUCAAUCCCAAGGAAACGCUGAUAAUACAGACGACACGUGGUAUUCUAUUUUCCCUGUUGAGAACGAAGAACUCGUUUACGGGAGAUGGGAAGACGAAGUUAUUUGGGAUGCUGAAAAUAUGGAUACCAUUCCGAAACCAAAAAUUUUAACACUUGAUCCAAACGAUGAAAACAUUAUUUUGGGAAUACCAAAUGACGUUGAUCCAGCAAAACAAAGAAUGGAUUCACGUACUCCCGUUAAAGUUAAAAUACCUCAUCCUCACGUGAAGAAAUCGAAAAUUCUUCUUGGUAAAGCUGGCGUUAUAAAUGUUAUGGAACAAGAUUCACCUCCUCCUCCUCCUAAAUCACCCAACCGAGAUCCAUUUAAUAUUUCUAACGAUAGUUAUUACAUGCCAAAGACUUCCGAAUCGUCGAUACGUUUGAAAGUUGGAGGAAAUCUUUUGCAGCAUUCAACACCGGUUGUCGAAUUAAGAGUUCCAUUCGUUCAAACUCAUAUGGGUCCCAUGAGGCUAAGAAAUUUCCAUAGGCCACCUUUAAAAAGGUUUUCUCACGGUGCUCUAUCUCAACCCGGACCACAUCAAGUUUACCCUUUGUUAAAACACAUUAAGAAAAAGGCCAAACAAAGAGAUCAAGAAAGGGCAGCUGCCGGUGGAGGAGACAUAUUUUUUAUGCGGACACCGGAAGAUUUGUCUGGGAAAGAUGGCGAUAUAAUACUAAUAGAAUUUUGUGAAGAACAUCCACCUUUAAUCAAUCAGGUUGGAAUGUGUUCUAAAAUAAAAAACUAUUACAAGAGAAAAGCCAAUAAGGAUCAAGGACCGCCCGAGUAUAAAUAUGGCGAAACUGCUUAUGCCCACACAUCGCCAUUCCUCGGAGUUAUGGCUCCUGGUGCAUCCAUUCAAACCGUUGAAAAUAACAUGUAUCGUGCUCCUUUAUUCGAACACAAAUUACAAGAUACCGAUUUCCUCGUGAUUCGAACCAGACGACAAUAUUGGAUUCGGGAAAUCAAUGCCUUGUUCGUUGCCGGUCAAGAAUGUCCUUUAUACGAAGUACCAGGACCGAAUUCGAAAAGGGCGAAUAAUUUCGUUCGAGAUUUUUUACAGGUAUUUAUUUAUCGGCUUUUUUGGAAAAGCAAAGAUUCGCCGAGAAGGAUAAGAAUGGAUGAUAUUAAAAAGGCUUUUCCAACUCAUUCGGAGAGUAGUAUUAGAAAACGUUUAAAAUUGUGUGCAGAUUUUAAAAGAACAGGUACCGAUAGCAAUUGGUGGGUUAUAAAACCUGAUUUUCGUUUGCCGACCGAAGAAGAAAUACGAGCAAUGGUUUCGCCUGAACAAUGUUGUGCUUAUUUCAGCAUGAUCGCCGCCGAACAAAGGCUUAAAGAUGCUGGUUACGGUGAAAAAUUUAUUUUUGCUCCACAAGAUGACGACGAUGAGGAAAUGCAAUUGAAAAUGGACGACGAAGUAAAAGUGGCUCCUUGGAAUACAACAAGGGCGUACAUUCAAGCCAAUAAGGGAAAAUGUUUGCUGCAACUCACCGGACCAGCCGAUCCUACCGGUUGCGGAGAAGGUUUUUCAUACGUUCGAGUUCCCAAUAAACCGACUCAGAGUAAAGAAGAACAAGAAGCGCAACCGAAAAGAAUAGUCACCGGUACGGAUGCUGAUUUGAGAAGAUUAUCGUUGAAUAAUGCAAAAGCGCUUUUGAGAAAGUUUGGAGUUCCCGAGGAGGAGAUUAAAAAAUUAUCCCGGUGGGAAGUUAUUGACGUCGUACGAACGUUAUCUACGGAAAAAGCAAAAGCUGGAGAAGAAGGAAUGACGAAAUUUUCAAGAGGGAAUCGAUUUUCAAUUGCCGAACAUCAAGAACGGUAUAAAGAAGAAUGUCAAAGAAUUUUCGAACUACAAAAUCGAGUUUUAGUUUCCAGCGAGGUUUUGUCGACGGACGAAGCUGAAAGUUCUCUGGACGAAGACAGUUCCGACAUUGAAGAAAUGGGUAAAAAUCUUGAAAACAUGUUGGCGAAUAAAAAGACGAGUUCUCAAUUGAGCAGAGAGCGUGAGGAACAAGAAAGGCAAGAAUUGAGGAAAAUAUUUAUGGGUGAAGGAACGGAGGAACAAAGGAAAGCCAAAAAGGAGAAAAAAGAUGAUGAGAAUCAAGAUGGAAAUUAUUCGGCUCAGCCAGGACGAGUACUCAAAAUUUACCGAACGUUUAAGGAUUCCGAGGGUAAAGAAUUCACAAGAGUCGAAAUCGUUCGUAAGCCCAUGGUCAUGGAUGCUUAUUUGAAAAUUCGCACGACGAAAGACGAAGCUUUCAUUAAGCAAUUUGCGACUUUGGACGAAGCACAAAAGGAAGAAAUGAAAAGGGAAAAGAGGAGAAUUCAAGAGCAGUUGAGACGAAUAAAAAGAAAUCAGGAAAGAGAAAGAUUAUACGGAACGGGAAGACCGCAAAUGUUUAAUUUGAGCAAUCGACAAUUGGUUAAUCCCGGUUCCCUUAAUCCGACUCCUCCAGGAACGGGUCCCACAUUGAAUCCUCUCAUACAAAACGCUCUCAACACGCACAAACUUCAACCCAAACAUCAUCAUCAUCAUAAGAAGCAAAAAAUCAAAGAGCUCAAAGAUGGUAAAAUAGAGAAAAGAGGAAGGAAAAUGAAAAUGAAAAUCGAUAGUAAAAUGAAAUGCGGAUCCUGCGGGAACGUUGGACAUAUGCGAACGAACAAAGCGUGUCCUAAUUAUUCCAGUUUAAUGCCAUCCCCGUGUUUGAACGUUGCCAUGACGGAAGAACAAGAAGAAAUAGAAAAACAACUUUUGAAUGCGGAAGAUGAUGAAGAUUUGGUGAAUGUCGAUGGAACGAAAGUUAAAUUAUCCGGAAAACUUUUGAAGCACGCGGAAGAAAUCAAAAGGAAAACUUUAUUACUUCGCGUUCCUCGCGAAGCCAUGCACUCUAGGAAAAGGAGGAAAACUGCCAACGAAUCUCAUUGCGAUUAUCUGAAACGACAGCAAAGACCAGCCAACCGAAGACGAACGGAUCCUGUUGUCGUUCUCUCGACAAUUUUAGAAUCGAUAUUGAACGAAAUGAGAGGGCUUCAAGACGUUCAACCAUUUUUAUUCCCGGUCAACGCUAAAGUCGUACCUGAUUAUUAUAAAAUUGUACAAAGGCCCAUGGACCUUCAAACGAUCAGAGAGAAUUUAAGGCAAAAAAAAUAUCAAAGUCGCGAAGAGUUUUUAGCCGACGUUAAUCAAAUUGUGGAAAAUUCGACUUUGUACAACGGAGCUAAAAGUGCUUUGACCGUUGCUGCAAGGAGAAUGCUUAGCUUAUGCGUCGAUAGAUUGGACGAAAAAGAAGAUAAAUUGAUGAGAUUGGAAAAAGCGAUCAAUCCGCUGUUGGACGACAACGAUCAAGUCGCUCUCACUUUCAUAUUGGACAACGUCGUUAAUAAUAAAUUGAAAACGAUGCAAGAAUCAUGGCCGUUUUUGAAACCCGUCAAUAAGAAAAACGUUAAGGAUUAUUACAACAUAAUCAAAUACCCGAUGGAUCUUGGAACGAUUGCCAAAAAAGUUUCCUCGCAUAAAUAUCACAACAGGAGAGAAUUUUUGAGCGACGUCGAAUUGAUUUUGGAAAAUUGCAUUUUGUACAAUGGAAAAGAGUCUCCCUACACGCUCAAAGCGGAAGCACUGGUCAAAGUUUGCAAAGCGACUUUAGAAGAAUACGACGAUCAUUUGACGCAACUCGAAAAGAAUAUCAGUUUGGUGCAAGAGCGAGCUCUGGAACAAGCGGAAACGGAUUCCAUCGGAACGUGGAUGGCAGGGGAAGAUCAAGAAUUUGGUGGGAGUGGUAACAAUUCGCCCCUGCACAUGUUGAACGAAGGGGAUUUUGUAGACGUUGAAGGGGUUUCGAGCGAAAUUCAGGCACGUAGACGGGAUAAAACUCACGUCCUAGAAGAAGAUUUACAAUUUUCGAGCGAAGAAGAAUUCGAAGAUAUUGGGGAUGACGGAGAGGGCAAAUGGAAAGGACAGGAUAUUUCUCAAGAUGACAGUCAGCAAGCGGCCAUUGCAAUGAUGGAACUCGGUAACGAUAGUUUUUACGGAUCCCAAGGACAAGUGACGGAUAUUAAAGAAGAAAGCAUGGAUGUGGAUCCUAAUUACGAUCCUUCGGAUUUUCUACUUGCCGGAUUACCGAGAAAGACGGAAAAUGAGGGAUCGCGAAAUUCAGAUAAACAAUUGGAUGAUACGUUUGAUGAUGACAAUGAAAAAUCUCAAAUGGGUAAAAUCAAUGCGGAUUUAGAAGUAAGCGAAUCAGAUGAAGAAAAUCAAAAUGGAAACAAAAUGGAGGAACAACCACAAGAAGAUGAUGGCGAUCUAUGGUUUUAA